AUGUUUAAUUUACCAUCAUUAACCCAGCUUGGGUUGAAACGUGCUGCAGCCAUAUUGACAAGACCCCCCGCAACCGCGCAAUUUUCAACCAUUACAAAACAACUGUUUAUGAAGUCAAUUCCAAAGACUUUGAAACCUAAUUUUAUAUCUAAAUCAGCUGGGUUGAGAUCAACUAGAUCAAGUUCAUCUUUGAAAUUAUUAUUUGCUAGUACUGGUUCAUUUUUGUUAUUAUCAUCUUUGUCUCUUUCCCCUAGCAAUAGAAUCUACAAUGAUUCCAUAUUAAAAGACAAUAGAAUAGAUAUUAGUGAUCUACAACCUGCCCCAGGCUAUAGGAAGUCUAGAUUUGGUGGUAAAUUGAAUUAUGAAGAAUUAACAAUUGGUUCAGUAACAGGAUUAUUUUUAGGAAUUAUAAUUGGGAAAUUAUCAUCAGUAUUUAUGUUUUUCACUUUAUCUUGUUAUUUUAUGUUAGAAUUUUUAGAAUCAAGAAACAUCAUACAUAUUCCUUGGACUUAUAUAAUAACUGUAGGUAAAGAUAAAGUUGAUCUUAAAGAAUUAGUAUUACAAAAACCAAGUUUUAAAAUAUCAUUUGUAUUGGCAUUUAUUAUUGCUGCUUAUAAUAUUUAG
Hemisphaericaspora subhashii is the source of this 624-nucleotide messenger RNA. RefSeq lists its product as uncharacterized. The record is from RefSeq and is a predicted model, not a curated record. The transcript has a single exon. The coding region runs from base 1 to 624 and encodes 207 amino acids. NCBI's taxonomy places the organism in Eukaryota, Fungi, Ascomycota, Pichiomycetes, Serinales, Debaryomycetaceae.